AUGAAUGUGUAUUUGAAUGAAGAAAUAAGAAUAGGAGAACUGCCAGAGGAAGGAAAAUUCACUGAUUGUGUGAUGUAUUUGUUAUUAUUAAACUACCAUAUAAACUUUAGGUCUGAAACUUUUGUGACGUUUUAUGGUACUGAUUUCACAACUAAUUAUAAUAGGGGUCACCCACAUGUAUUUUUUGACGAUUGUAAGCUUCGAAACGGAAUACAGUUGCCCUUGGAUAAAGUUGUUCUUUUCGAAACAGGCAGGCGUCACGCUAACGCGUUUCUUUCCUCUGAGAUGUUGCCAGUAGCUUCUAAGGAUCCACCGAACAACAUUUACUCUUCCAAAGUUUUCUUAAAAGUUAGCGGUAGGAUGAAGAGGUACAGGGAUAUCAUUGAUUUUGGCAAAUGUAAUAUCCAGGUAAUGAAGAAAUCCGAUGUGAUUAACAGUGUUAAUAGAAAGGAUACAAAGUUAAUACGCGUCCUCCAGAACAUAAUAAAAUACUGUCCCUCUUCAUGGAGAGAAGAGCUGGAUCAUAAAUAUGGAAUUUGGGAGAUGGCUGAUGAAAUUGGUGUAGCAGCGUCACAAAAUUCCUUUGUGAAUGAGUUUCAAACACAACCAGAUUUUAUUGAAUCGCAAGCUCAGUAUCACAAUCCUUUGAACCUUAGGCAUCUCAAUGAUCCAUGUGGGAGCAACUUGAGAAACGUAGCAGAACGUAAUCUGGUCCAAGAUAUUGUGGCCAAUUUGGUAAAACAAGAAUCAAACGAUGAUCAAUGGGGACUCACGGCAUCUGUCCUAGGGAGGGAAAACAACAUACCUUCUACCCAAUAUGAAGAAGUUACAAUUUGUGGAAUGUAUCCUCCUUUAAACGAGAAAAUAAUCAUAGACAGCCUCUCUGGCCAAACUGAGUUGUUAGAUUCGUUUGAAAUUUAUUUUAAGAUUACAAAUGAUGCACAAAUAGUCAAGACACUGUCUUUCAGAGAUUCUAAUUCGGUCUACAAUUUCAUUGGCUUUGAUGGUGACAUAAAACCCCAAAUUGAACCUAAACUCAAAUUGUUCCUAGAGAAUAAAUUUUCUCAGGGAAGUAAAAUGAAACUAGAAAAGAAACUCUAUCAACGGUUCAAGAACGGAGAAAUGGAUAUAGAAAUCUGA
Pichia kudriavzevii is the source of this 1140-nucleotide messenger RNA. RefSeq lists its product as uncharacterized. The coding region runs from base 1 to 1140 and encodes 379 amino acids. NCBI's taxonomy places the organism in Eukaryota, Fungi, Ascomycota, Pichiomycetes, Pichiales, Pichiaceae. The transcript has a single exon. The record is from RefSeq and is a predicted model, not a curated record.